UUUGUUUACUUCCGGUACUUUUUUAAGGCAGACACGGACUUUAGAAUGACAGUUCAACUUUACCAUGAUUGAGUUAAAGAAAGUAUGCAGCCUGACACAGGAGGCUGCAAGGUUCAUUUCUAGUUGGCGACGGCAAAAUAAGCUACCGCAAACAGAUACAACUGAGAUUCCUCGACUUUUGAAUCAGGAAAAGGAUGGAGUGAUACUGUUUACGUGGGAUGAUGCUACAGAAUACAGUAAGGGAAGCAUAGUUUCCCAUGUCGGUUUGUAUGACCCAGCCACACAGAAGCAUCAGUUGAUCUGGACUUACUCCCAGCGUGCCAAUAUUGUCUCCUGUUCCAUCAAUCAGACCAGGUCACUCCUGGCUUUUACAGUUUUUCGAAAGGACUCAAAUUCUGCAAAGAAAAAAGAUGUGUAUACGGCCUUCAUCGCCGAGAUCCAGGUAUCAAACACUCGUGUGUUCUCCCUCAACUUAGAGCGCUCAAACUUCCUCAAGGUGCAGUUCCUGUAUAGCAGUCAAGUUUCAGACAAGGAGUGUCACAUGAUCGUCAUGCUCCACAGAGAAUCCAUCGGUUUAUACCGAAUACCAUUGGGCCGAGUGGGUGACAAGGGUGUGGUGAUGAGCGACCAGCCAUCAACAGAACAGAUGACAAAGAAAUUCUACUGGUGUCAAUGGGACGCAAUCCAGCAGAGGUUGUAUUAUGUCCACUACCACCGCUAUGGUACGGGAGACAACCAACAAAUACAGCCGUACAUCACCAGUGUACAGUUCUACGACAAGGCACAGCAUGACAAUGUGCUGGAUGUCCCCAUCCAUUUCCCGUUCCCUCAACUGCGGGCCUCACCAAAACAACACUAUGCUCCCUACCCGGUCCACCAUGGAAUCCCAGACUUGUUCCUGAACAUGGUGGUCCUGACCCAGACUAAUGGAACCUUCUGUGUCUGUUACCAACACCUCACGGAAACGCCCUACAAUGGUGAGCGGAGAAGGUCGUCCAGUCGGCGGUCAAGGAAAUCACCAGCUCACGUAACAACUAGCCCAUCAUCCCUGAAUCUGUCAUUGUCUUCUGAAAAUGAGGAGGAUGUUAUGGAGAUUUCCUAUUAUAUCUGUAUGGUCCACCACGCGAAGGUCCUUAAUGGCAGAGUAUCUGGGAUCCCCUUCUCAGCUAAACACAGACUUCACUUCUCCUGGCAUAGUGAUUACCUGAUGGUCAUACUACCCGGACAUUUUACACACCUAUUGAAUGUAGGACUGGAGUUUGAGCCCUGUCACCACAUUCUACUUCACGACAAGUCAUUAAGAUUAAAAUCGGUUGUGAACCAGAUGCCUGUGACACCAGAGGGCAGCACUCCAUCGCCUGUUUUUCCACAGAACUCGGAAGAGGAGCUUCCUGUGUCAGUCCUGUCGAGGACAACAGAACAGCUCUGUCACCUGUCCAAUACCUGUCUCCAUGGCAUCCAGAAGGACUCCCCUACAGACCUGUACCUGUUUGAGUAUAGCCGAGGGGAUGUUUGGAAGGUGGUGGUCAACACUGACAUCCUGAUAGACAUAUUUACCCAGACUGUGAUGCCAGCAGCAAGGGCUGCUCUUCUCCACUAUGUAUUGCUUCGUACCAGGGACUUUUGGCUCAUCAAACGGUUAUUUGAGAUGAUCAGCAAUGACAUCGCAAGCGCAGAAGUUCCAGGGCUAAUGGCCGAGUUCUUAGCAGGGACGACCUACUCCAGCAUGAGGAGACAGGUAGAUAGGGAAUGUCUGAGGUUACUUCCCUUUACAGUGGCGGACACUUUCAGGGGGCAGUAUGAUAAGACUGGGGAUGGUGUGAUACAGGCUCGUCUGACAUACUCCACACUCAACUCUGUCAAAAUAGGCACCCGUACUGCCCAGGAUAGGCAGCGCAGAGGAAAUGUUGGCGACGAUAUGUGGGACACGCUGAGGCGCCACCUACAGUGGAUGCAGCUAAACAACCAAACUCGCCGUUUCUCAAAAAGUGUGAUACACAAGGCCACACAGCAGUUAGAGACAGGGGCUGGAGGAAAGAGCUUGACAAAGGACCAGACCUCGGGUAUAGCUAAGGCAUUCCUCAGUUCCUUCCAUACACGAAUCAGCAGUUCCAGGACAGACUCUCCAUCACCUGCUUCUCUUAUUGACGGUAGUAAGAGGGUACGUCCAGACACUGUUUUGGGCAAUGCUCCACCAUUCCUACAGAGCAGCAACGUGACGCAGGCGGCUGACAAUAUAAUGACUUUGACCAGAGAACUUCUCAGCAGUCACAUGAAUCGGCAUAUGAGAAAAGAAUCCAAAAGUAAAGCACACACUGUAGCCAAGGAGUAUGUUUACUGUCAGCUUCAGCAGUCACGUCAGCUUUGUCACCUCCUGUGGAACCUCCGUGGUCCCCUGCUGCCUUACACAGAACUUGACUUCCUUCCCAACCUCCUGGACCCGUACACAGAGGACGAGUAUGAACUGUUCCAGUUGUUUGAGAGAUAUUACUACACCUGUCAGGACCUGGCCUUCCCCAUACUACAAGGAUUUUCAUCUUAUUUCACCGCUCUAGGAGCUAGGUGUCUGAAUAAAAGUUUGUUGUUUCAGUACAUAGAUCGAGGGGUACUGCAGUUGACAGGAGAUUUCAUGGCUCAAGUUUUAGGAGAUUUACCUGAUGCAAGUGAAAACGUUACAUUCAAACAGCAGCUUAUAUCCAGACUACCUGUGGAUUUGGCUGAGGAGUGUUACAGACAGUGGAAUCAUCCGCUUUGUCAGAAAUAUCUGGCCCAAAAACAGGUUACCCAGCUACUGACAGGGGCAUCAACAACUGGAGCCUCAGACAACACUGCGGAUGCUGUGAGAGUCCAGUCCAGUAGAAACAGAAGUGCAGACAGUGUCAGUAUGAACAGUAACCAUGAGACUAUGGCCUUCCCGCCUCUCACCUCCUUCCUACAACUCCUCGAGAAACUUGAUGAACUCCAGCGGAUGCAGUCAAAUGUCAAGGUGCCUUCCCGUCGAAGCCCCAUUGAUAGCCAUUUUCUGGAGGAUGUAGCUCUCUACCACACACGAACGGAGACUAGUUAUGAUCUAAGUACUGUCAACUUCUGAUCAGCACUGUGGGAAACUGAAUAGGGUUAUAGGCUACUUUACUAGAUUUGUGUGAAAUUGACCAGUGUUUUCACUGCAUACAUUCUUUUGGUCCAUUUUAAUCAUAAGUGAAGCAAACAUUACACUGGUCUUAGCUUAAAACUCAGUUUCUUACCUCCGUCAAUGCAAGGUACCAUACACUCUUUAAUCAAACGCAAACACGGGAACUCUUGUGUAAUGAAGACAUAUAAAUCCUAUUACAAGAAUUGAGGAAACGGUUGUGAAGUGGACAUUUCUGUCUUCCCGAUUUUAUUCAUGGUCCAUUUGCCUAAAUCAGGUGUUCUACAAGCUGUCUCUAAUAUUAGGGGAAACCUUUGUUUCCUGUUCUACUGAAGGACUUACCAGAAGUAUUGUACAUCAUAAAGCACAGAAGGAUAUCGGACUGUAUGUUGUAAUUGGUGACCAUGUUAUGGUGACAACAAAUUAUCUAAGAGAGACUGAACCAAGAUAAUCAACCAUCUAUUGUGUGUUAUAUAAUAAUAACUUACAAUACGGUCAGGCCAUCUAUUGUGUGUUAUAUAAGCAAUGAACGGAUUCCCAUGCUACAUUUGCCCAACAUACAUCUUGCUGCCAU
This is a messenger RNA of Pecten maximus, 3704 nucleotides long. Its product is annotated as protein pigeon-like. The record is from RefSeq and is a predicted model, not a curated record. Bases 65 to 3091 code for a protein of 1008 amino acids. Lineage: Eukaryota; Metazoa; Mollusca; Bivalvia; Pectinida; Pectinidae. Gene Ontology annotation, biological process: positive regulation of amyloid-beta formation. Gene Ontology annotation, cellular component: trans-Golgi network. The transcript is spliced from 31 exons.